Molecule: messenger RNA, 1396 nt
Organism: Glossina fuscipes
Lineage: Eukaryota; Metazoa; Arthropoda; Insecta; Diptera; Glossinidae
Product: probable ATP-dependent RNA helicase ddx42
Exons: 4
Coding region: 1-1218 (405 amino acids)
Source: RefSeq, a predicted model, not a curated record
AUGUUUAAGCUUGUAAUCUAUGUUAAAAUUUUUUACUAUAAAUAUUUUUUUCCAGCCAACUUUACUUUACCCUCUUUGGAGUUUGGUUGGUUCGAUGAUAUUUUAUACAGUGAUUUAAAUGGCGAAGAAGCCAAGGAAGAAGUUCGAAAGAUUAAUGAAAAAGGUAAAAAGGCUAUAGAUUCAAAUCCAGCCAAUCGCGAUAAACGUCAGCGUCGUGAUAAUUAUCGUAAUGAUAACCGUCGACGAUAUGAUGAUCGUAGACGUUAUGAACAGCCACGUAAUGAUAUGCGUUGGAAUGACAGACGUGCUCCAGGUAAUAUCAAUUAUCACUACGCUAAUAGAGGUGGCGAUAGUGGACGUUGGAAUACUAACGGCGGAAAUCGUAACAACAUGUCGAGCAGUUACAGAGAUGAACGUAAUCGCGGUUAUGAUAAUAGACAACAGCUGCCAUCUCAUCGCUAUGGUGGUGCGGGUGGAUCUCAAAACUGGGUCACUAAUAAUCGUCAACCGCGUUUUGAUAAUCGACAUGGCCGUUAUAAUAACAGUGGUGGAGGCAGUGGUCGUUACGAAUCUUAUGGUAGCGGAGGAGGUAACAAUCGCAAUUAUCGCGGUAAUGAUUAUAGGGAUAAUCGUGACAAUCGCAAUUGGUCUGGUAACUCCGCUGGAAGUGGUAAUAAUCGACGUGACACCAAUUAUCGUUCUGGCGCUGGUAACAGUCAGCGGGAUUUUCGGCACGGCCACCGCGACGUUCGCGAAGAUAGUCGCGGUGGCUCUACUUCGACGACGUCAAGGAGCACUAAAUAUAAUUCCCACAGUACACGUGAAACGAGCGAAACCGGUGCCGGUUGCGAUUCAUAUCAAAAGAGCAAGAACAAUUUUCCAACUAGUAACAACAAAUGGCAUACAUAUGACAAUCAACAGUCGCCGUCUAACGCAGGCGAUUGGCAGCAGUAUUCUCAACAACAACAAUAUUGGGGAUAUAUGACCGAUUAUGGGCAACAACAGCAAUGGCAAAAUAUGGAUGCCAAUCAACAACAGCAAUGGAUAUCAUGGUGGCAGCAACAAGGCGGUGUUGCAUCAAGCGAUGCUAACGGCAUUGCCGAUCCCGGCCAAUAUUGGUCGCAAUAUUCUUACAGUACCCAAACAAGCGCAGGCGGCGAAACCGGCACAGUUGCGUCUGCUGCCACUGCCUCUAACCGAACCACCAAGAAAACAUAAAAAAGUACAACUAUAUUUCCAGUUAUACACGACGAUGAUCACCAGUCCCCAACCAGAUUACUUUAUUACUUAUUAUGUACACUUAUCGUCAGUUUAUCAAAUCAUGCAAGCGGAUAAAAACAAUAGUUCAAAAAAUUAAAACUUCAAAUUACGAUAACAACAAAAUAUUAAAUAUAAG